AUGGACUACUCUUACUUUGGUGGGCCCCAACAGCCCUACAACCAUUUCUUGGGCAUGCAGCACUCGUUCGCACAUACUGGAUUGGACACAGACACGACGCAAAGCAUUGAGCCUCUCGACCCCGUUCUCUAUCCAACGUCCUACGAUGCCUUUGGCUUCAACAACGGCUUGCCGACCCCGCAGCAGGGCUCACCGGAGAACAUAGCAGCACACACACCCAUGCCUGUCGGCAGUGUAGACUCGGGACUUGGCGCCGAACUCGAAGAUGGCCAGCCAAACCAAACACGGAGUAGCAGCGAGGAGAAGGACAACCUGACGCCUGCCCAGAGCAGGCGCAAGGCACAGAAUAGGGCAGCCCAGCGCGCAUUCCGCGAGCGCAAAGAACGCCAUGUCAAAGAGCUAGAGACGAAGCUCUCCGCCCUCGAAUCAAGCACACACUCCCUCCAGUCAGACAACGAGCGCUUGAAAGCCGCUCUACAGCGCGCCCGCACCGAAAACGAGAUCCUACGCGCUACCAGUGGCCAUUCUCCCGCAGCCUCGCGUCCCGUAUCCGCUAGCUAUCCCUCGCCAGGCGCCCAUCUCCCACUAGAGGAUGAUGAGGAACAUGAUGUGGACUACAAUGUCGAAUCACUUACUAACGGCACUGUUGUGAAUACAGCUGGUAGGGAACAUUCACGGAGAAAGGCCAAGGGGAGAGAGGUUCCGGCUGCGCAGGCUUGGGACCUCAUACAGUCGCAUACGCUCGUCAAGCAAGGUCUUGUCGAUGUGGCUGAUGUAUGUGAGCGACUGAAAGGAAAGACCAAGUGCGAUGGUCAUGGUCCGGUGUUUGAAGAGAGCACGAUAUGGCAAGCAGUCGAGGAGUCGCGCCGUUGCGGCGGUGAUGAACUCAUAUGA
This is a messenger RNA of Alternaria atra, 894 nucleotides long. RefSeq lists its product as uncharacterized. NCBI's taxonomy places the organism in Eukaryota, Fungi, Ascomycota, Dothideomycetes, Pleosporales, Pleosporaceae. Gene Ontology annotation, cellular component: RNA polymerase II transcription regulator complex. The coding region runs from base 1 to 894 and encodes 297 amino acids. The record is from RefSeq and is a predicted model, not a curated record. Gene Ontology annotation, molecular function: transcription cis-regulatory region binding; DNA-binding transcription activator activity, RNA polymerase II-specific. The transcript has 3 exons.